This is a messenger RNA of Zea mays, 2302 nucleotides long. RefSeq lists its product as uncharacterized. The transcript is spliced from 10 exons. The record is from RefSeq and is a predicted model, not a curated record. The coding region runs from base 270 to 2069 and encodes 599 amino acids. Lineage: Eukaryota; Viridiplantae; Streptophyta; Magnoliopsida; Poales; Poaceae. Gene Ontology annotation, molecular function: metal ion binding; mRNA binding.
GUGAGUUGAGUCCCCGUAGCUCUGAAAGUGCAAGUAACGAAAAUAAUAGCGGGUCUUUUCAGACAUACAAGGCGCGGUAAAAGAGGAGCGCCCCUCUCUCUCUGUCUUUUUUUUACCGUUUUACCUGUCCCCCGACGCGCUGUCCCCGUCCGAGACUCCUCUUUCUGUAGGUUUUCUCCCCACUUCGCUUUGCUUCCCCACCUGCUCUCUCUCACUCGUCCCCAUCACCGUCGCCAUCACUACCCCUCUCCUCUCUCUCAUCGGCUCCAAUGGCGGACGCCGACGCCAAGUCCCAGCCGCCCGACGCCGCGGCAUCCCCGGAUGCCUCGAUCUCCUCCCCCUCCUCCCUAGGCGGCGGCGGCGGCGACGCGGCCGACGCGGACGCGAUCGAGAAGCAGCUCGCCGGCCUGGGCAUCGCCGUCGCCGGUGGGUUCCCCGAGCCAUCGGGAUGGGACGAUGGCCCCGUACCAGUCCCCAUCCCGGCCGAUGUCCUUGUCGGCGGUGAUGAGGGUGCCGGCGAGAAGCCGCGGGCGCCGGCGCCGGCGCCGACUGGGGCGGUGGAUGUGAAGGUGCGGUUCCCGCGCCGGCCCGGGGAGCCGGACUGCAGCUACUACCUCAAGUUCGGCACCUGCCGCUUCGGGAUGAAGUGCAAGUUCAACCACCCUGCGAGGAAGAAGAAGACUAGUAGGGUGAGAGGCGUCGGGAGCAACGGCAGCGGGAGCAACAGCAGCAGCAAUAAAGCAUCUUCUCCUGAUGAUGAUCAGGCUCCUAAAGAAGAAUACGAAGGUCUUGUUCCGGACAUUUCGGAUUCCAUGGGCUUUGAUGACAAGGGGAGCUUAUCUAGUUCAGAAAAUCAUAGGAAUAUGUCAUAUGAAGUUAUUGAUAUGAAAAGGGGGAAACUAGAGCCAAAGGAAAAGGUUUGUGAAGAACCUGAAAAGGCAAUUCAUUUUACGAAGUUAGACGAGACAAAUAUCGCAACCCAAAAGGUUCUGAAGGGUUCUAAAGAUAAAAGAAAGGAAACCUUUGCAGAAGGCAACACUCAGGAGGAAUGCAAGUAUUAUUCAACACCUGGAGGAUGCAAAUUCGGUAAAACUUGCAAAUACCUCCACCGUGAGGGAAAUGGAGGGAAAACAGAGGUUGAAAAAGCUGAGCUAAACUUUCUAGGUCUUCCACUGCGACCAGGUGAAAAGGAGUGCCCAUACUAUAUGCGCACUGGGAGCUGCAAAUUUGCGACUAACUGCAAGUUUCACCACCCAGAUCCUACUAAUGCAUCUUCAAAAGAACCAGGGUUGGAACAUGAGAAUGGCGAUGUACCACUGCAAAAUGUCCAAGGAUCCUCUCAGCCUAGCCUUCAGAUGUGGCCUGACCAGAGAGCAUUGAAUGAACAGCAUGUUCCUUUUCUUGCUCCAGCACCGUCAUACAGUGGAGGGAUGGUUCCACCUCAAGGAAUGUAUCCAUCUUCUGAUUGGAGUGGGUAUCAUCAGGUACCUUUGAAUCCAUAUUACCCUCCCGGUGUUCCUUUCCCGCAUUUUCCAGCUGCCCAUAUGAAUCACCCGAUGUACAAGGCUGCAGAUAUACCAGGACAUCAACCACCACCAUCUGAUGAGUAUCCCGAGAGACCUGGCCAACCUGAAUGCCAGCAUUUCGUUAAGAGCGGUUUCUGUAAAUACAGGAUGAAAUGCAGAUAUCACCAUCCAAGGUCGCGCCAGUCUGCACCACCACCAGCAGGUCUUAGCCCCAUCGGCUUGCCUAUCAAACCUGUGAGUUCAUAUCCCAUCGUUUUACAUUCCCGGUUAAGGCCUGGCGAACCGUUUCAAAAAUAUGAUUCUGGCCAAGUUUAUUGUAUUUUUGCUCUGUUGUUUUGUUGCAGGAUCAACCUGUGUGCACUUACUAUGGACGCUAUGGCUUCUGCAAGUAUGGGCCAGCCUGCAUGUUCAACCACCCCUUCAACUUCGGGCCUCCCGUGCCGGCAGCAGGACCACCCCUCCCUGGGCAGUACCCUACGCAUGGAAACUUCGCCUAGCAGGCACGUGACGAGCGAUUUUCUGAGUCGCCACGAUUGCUUGUAAUAACCUCCUCCACCUGUAAAGUAGCGUAGACAAAAGCUGUACGUGGUUGGCAGUAGACAUCCAGCAUGUAGGCGCAACGAAGUUGCAUGGAGAUGGGUACGUUACAGUUGGUAUUGCAAACUUUACGCUGUACAAGUUACAGUCCAUACAUAAGCUGCCAUCGCAUUUAAAAUCCUGGUUGCUGAGUACUCCCUCGGUCUGUCUACAUGAUUUAGUCGUUUUAGAUUUAUCAA